This is a messenger RNA of Portunus trituberculatus (swimming crab), 5354 nucleotides long. RefSeq names its product condensin-2 complex subunit G2-like. Lineage: Eukaryota; Metazoa; Arthropoda; Malacostraca; Decapoda; Portunidae. Gene Ontology annotation, biological process: mitotic sister chromatid segregation. Gene Ontology annotation, cellular component: nucleus; condensin complex. The record is from RefSeq and is a predicted model, not a curated record.
UUGUGAAACCACAUUGUCAGCGUCCACACGUCACGUGACUCACGUCAGAUGUCCUUGAGCUGCACAAACAGGUUGCAGGGUACAUCGUGUACCCACACUCGGGCAUCAGUUGGCAAGUCUCACACAUAAGAAUGGUAAAUGUGAAAAGAGAACAAGUUCGCUAGUACACUACAGUCCCAGGUUGAAGACGGACCGAAAUUUGAAUCUGCGACGGAAGAAAACCCGCGAUUUGUGUUUGUAGUCUUUGUAUGUGGUUUACGUUGCCCUUUUGCCGUGCUAGUGAUUCUUUCGGUAGCCCUGUGUUACCUGGAGCACAUAUGGGGUACUGUGCCCUACUGUGACAAGGCAGGAGGUGGUCGUCAGCCUGAGGGAGCACAGAAUUAGAGCUAUGACUACUACAGAUAUGACAGCCAAACAGCAGCUGCUGGAGGCAGUGGAAGGACACCAGGCAGCUUCUUUCCUCAGCCUCAUUCAGGGCCAUGAGAAGAAACGCAAGACUGUUGACCUGGAGGAAGUGGUGUUAGAGUUAAGCCGUGGUGAAGUGAAGCAUGUGUGGGGCUGCCUUCAAGCUUGGACUGAUGACCAAGUAACAGCCUUCGUGGCAGAACAUGACACUCACAAUGAAGAAACGACAGCCUCUGAUACAAACAACAAAGACCAGGAAUCUACAAAUAGAUACAAUGAGAAGCUACUUGAAGGAAUAGUGAAGUUUACCUACAUUUACAUCAGUGCCUUCAAGGAUGCCACUACCUUCAUCCCUGGAAAGAUGAUGGAGAUGACAUUGUUGCUGCACGAGAUGCUGACAGUAUUUAAAAGUUCAGUCAAGCUGGCCAUCGUGUCCUUGUGUGAGCAGUGGUGGCUGCAGAAACUAGAGGCACAUGACCUGGUGAUUACCAAUGUCCUCCCUCAUAUGUUGGAGGCUGCAACCAGGAAAGGUGCCCAGAGGAAGGAUGUGGUGCGACUAUGGAAGCUACACAGUGCCCUUGCCACCAUUGACCUGGACAACCCUAACAAGAAGGAGUUUGUGGAGCUGUUAACCUGCUGCAUCUCUUGCCCAAUAUUCCUGAACUGUGAUGAAGGCAUUAAAUGGCUGCUGGGGCUGUUCUCGUGGCCCUCGCUGAUACCACAACUGCACAAGGAAGUGAGGCAGGCCAUCUCAGAAUGUACCCGAGCUCACAGUGCCAAAUACGGAGAGAUAUACUUUAAAGCAUGGAAAGCCAGCCAGGGAGACACAAAGAAGACAAUAGAGGAGGAGUGUAUACAGGAUCUCAUGUACACUGCCAUCCAUGCCAAUCCCAUGUCCUCCCGCCCCUCUGCCAACCUCCACCACUUGCUCCACCACAUCCACAGCUACAAGAACCAUCGUGCUGCCAGCAGUCUCAUCACUGACCUUUACCAGCCCAUUCUCUGGAGGUCCUUCACUGUAGCCAAUGGGUAUGUGCGCAUGAAUGCCACUGGACUGUUGUGUGAUGCCUUUCCCUUGAACAACUACAAUCUGAGCCAGGAGGAGCAGAGCGACCUUUUAGAGAAGCAGUACCACACUCUCAAGACUCUGCUGCUGGACCCGUGCCAUCUGGUCCGCAUCACUGCUGUAAAGGGUGUGUUCAACAUCUUGUGUAAAUAUUGGAUCAUGGUACCCAAUGAGGUGAUCAAGGCAAUCUUCAAGACACUCCUCACUGUACUGGUCUACGAUGUUACCACAGCAGAAGUGCGGCUGCAGGUCAUUAAGGGCCUGACGUUGCUGCUGGGCUCAGCAGAUGCUGUUCCCUUCUUGAUCCAGGUGUUGCCUCGCCUCGGGGAUGUAUUUGACGAUGCUAAUCAUAGGGUGCGGGAAGCCUUUGCAAAGCUGCUCUUGAAGGUGAAGGAAUCUCAGGCACUCAAGUACUGGGACAUUGUGCCUGUACCUCACCUGCUGCAUCGCCUGGAGCUGGACAACCCUAAAGUGGCUCAGCAUGUCUCCCGCCUCCUGCUGUCAUCCUUCCAUCCCGCCAGCAAGAGUGAUGAGGAACUUCUGCAGCGUUCACUGUCACUGCUGGAGGAGAACCGCAUGGCUGCUAGAAAGUUUUACCAGUAUGCUGGCUCCAUGAUCAGCCUGCCCAAUGUAGUUCACUUCAUGUUGUUGCUGUGGUUGUGUCUCUCCAAUCACAUAACAUUGCAUCGGCAGCAGCAACAACAACAACAACAACAACAACAACAACAACAACAACAGCAGCAGUCUGAUGAUGAAGAAAAUGAAUCCAGUGAAGAUAGUGGCAAGAAUGACUCUGGGAAGCGGCGCAGACAACAAUCCGUCAGAGGUGGCCGGAGGUGUGAACGGGAAUCCGUAGUGUCCACCAGUAAUAAAGAAAAUGCUGCCAGAGCUGAUGGGACAGUGAGCAGCAAGACCUCCAUCCUUAGCAAGGACUUUGAGACUUCCAAAGUCCUUGCUGGAGCUGAUGAAGAAAAAGAAGGGGAAGAAGAGGAGAGUGAGGAGGAUGAGGUGUCCCCUUUAGACAACCUAGAUGUACUGUGUGGUAUAUUGGAUACAGUGGGCAUCUUGUGGGCCACCAAUGCUCACAGGUUGGCUAAGCCUGAGAAUAACAAGUACUUGGAAGCUCUCAGGAAUAAGCUAUCCAGGAACUAUCAACAUUUCUUCAAGUACUUCAAGGGUAAUGCUGAUGCUUCACAGACACUGCUCUAUAUUGCAAGCUUUUUACCCAAGUCCUUGGUGCCUACUCUGGUAGGACAUUGCAUGUCCCAGCUCAAGAUGGUUCAAGUUGAACAAGUUGUGUCUGGAGGGGACACUUCAUACAAGAGUUUUGUUAAUGCUCUGUGUAACUGGAAACAUGGAGAUAGUCUGCUGGAACUACUCUCUGAGUGGCUGGAGGAAGGCUUCAAGAGUGGCUUAACUAUAAGUAGUAAGGAACGGAGGCACAGUAGACGGCAAGUGAGGUUCUGUGAGACCAGCACCCCCAAACCCCAGGUGGCAUUACACAUUCUUUGUCACAUCCUGGAACAUCCGAUUAACAGAGUCUCCAUGCUGCAGAGACACAGGGCACACCUACUGGAUAUUGUGCAGGACCUCAAUAAAAUCAAGGACCUGAUUACUGAACGGUUACUUCAUAACGAGGAACUGUCAGACUUAUGCUGUGAUACAUUGUGUGAGUGUUGGUCCCUCUACCUGCGGCUGGUAGUGGUGUGUCAUCACAGUCCCCCCAAGGAGCCACCAGGGAAGCAGAGUAAUGUACAGGAGACAGAAAGCCUCCUCUUUGACAGUCCAGCUUGUGUCCUAGAGUGUUUGGAGUGGGCCACAAGUACAUUAGUGCCUUACCUGGGAGAGAAGAAUGGAGGCAAAAGGAAGCUUCAGGACACAGAGGAAGCCUUCACCAUCAUCACCACUUUGCUGAAGAGUCUUGUCACAUCCAGCACAAACCUGCUCAUAAUUGGAGCAGCAAAUAUUCCAUUUGUAUAUAUGCUGAAUGAUUUUCUUAAGAUCCUCAUAGAAACAGAUAGCAAUGGACUCUUCUGGGAAGAAGGUCUAUGUCUGGCGCAGGAGAGCUAUGAGUUUCUGUGGGUGUAUGAGUCAAGGGAAGAAGAAAGGGAUGAGACUCUCAUCACUGGCUGCCAGCUUGCAAACAUUUGCAUAUCAUCUAUGUCAGAUUACUUCAAGCAUCAUGACCAGUUGCCUCAGCAAUCUGAAUUGAACAACACACUAGUGCAUCUCUUGAUGAGCAUUGGGCAGCGUUCUCGACAGGACCAGAGAUAUGUGCUGGAACAUCUGAUGUCUUGUGUGGUGGAGCAUCUUUGCUGGAGGAUAGAAAAGAACAAUGGAGUGGAUAAGGAAGCAAAAUGUGUGCAACAUUUGGGAGGUUUUGUUGCUCUGCUGGUGGGGACCUUCCAGAAGCAGAGCAAACUUUCCAUAGUAGUAAUGGAUGCAUUCAGUCACUUUCUCUCCACUAAUAUUCAUGACAUGACCUCUCUACUUGCUGCCUGUCACCUGCUUGAAGUUUUGCUGCAAGACAGUGGCAAGAUUUCCCGUUACAGCUUGAAGCAGACAGUAGUAGCAGCAAAUAGUGUUAUAUCAGCAGUUGCUUUGCCUGAGAAGGAAAGUGAAGAAGCAGACCAAGAGUCACCACUCAAUCUUUAUAAAGAUACUGCAAAGACUACCAAGAAGAUAUUGGACAAAUUGAAAGAAUCCUUGAAUAUUGUAUAACAUUCUCCCAUAAUGUAAAAGGGGAAUAAAUAUACAGGGGAGAUUAAUUUAUGACCUAUUACCUUACUGUUGUAUUAUUCAAGGUAUAGUAAACAGUUUAUAAUAUUAUGAUGAUUCCUUUAUGUAAAAGUCAAAUAUAGUGAUACAUAGCUCAGGAUACAUCAGAGAACUGUUCACAGAAACCUGCAAGACUCUUGAUGGGUUAAAAGGAAACUCGAAUGUUCAAGUCAUCUUAAAGGAAAUAUUAAUAAAAACUGAUUAAAAGUUAUCAAGGUUUUAGGUCUUUGAAGAUUAGGUUAUUGGAUCAGAAGUAUAAAGUAAUGAAAUACUGUAGCACAAAUUGUUGUAAUGUUUUAAAGUAUUUAAUAAACCUUGCAUUUUUAUGGAAUGGGAAUGGUACAUAUGCACAACUAGUUUUCAUCUUUUGUAGUCGGAUGUCCAUAUCUUAGAACUUCCAAAUGUUCUUGUCCAUACACUCCAUGAUUGCUUAAUUCAUCCCCUCAAACUUACACUCAUUUUCCCUUUCACCCAUUCCAACAAACACAGGACUUCCAUUACAUAUUCUCUCUCUCUCUCUCUCUCUCUCUCUCUCUCUCUCUCUCUCUCUCUCUCUCUCUCUCUCUCUCUCUCUCUCUCUCUCUCUCUCUCUCUCUCUCUCUCUCUCUCUCUCUCUCUCUCUCUCUCUCUCUCUCUCUCUCUCUCUCUCUCUCUCUCUCUCUCUCUCUCUCUCUCUCUCUCUCUCUCUCUCUCUCUCUUUGACCAAGCUAUUUAAUGACAAUGUGCUUGACUGCCUUCUCAUUUAAUGGACUUAUCAAUAUGUAUUCAUUUAAGUUGUUUUUAUUUGUUAUUUUAUUCACAUGACAAGAUCUUCUAAAUAUCUAACUUUCACUUUACUGGCUACUCCUUGAUUCUUGCCUUCAUUCUUUGCUGUUAUACUGUCACUCUCACUUUACUCUCUCACCACAGACUCAAGAGAUGUACCACUUUCCUUUACUUGUUUGUUUCUCCUUGAACACUUAGUAGAUUCCCUUUUUAUCUUUAUUCAAUCUUCUGGCCAAGGGCAAGAAAAGAUUAUUAAAGAAAGGCCCAGUGAGAUGCUUGUCCCUGAACAGAGUCAAAAGAAGUACCCAGUGUAUGGAAUAAAUAUUGAAAUGAACCUUGA